CCAUUUUGUACCGCAGAUUCAUCCUACAGGAUCCGUUAAGAGCGCUUUCCAUCAUUCGGUUGGGCUUUAAAACCGUCGUUCCUCAGCAAACCGUUCACCCUCGGAACCCGGUUCCCGUCGGCUUACGCGUCUCCGUCCUCUCCAGCAGCAUUAGCUCGGUGUUUUUGGGGUUUUGAGGUGAAAUUAGAGGAAUAAUGUCGUCGGGAAGCCCUGAAUACUCGCCGUUCUUCGCAGUGAUGGGCGCAUCAGCAGCGAUGGUCUUCAGCGCGUUGGGCGCGGCGUACGGCACGGCGAAGAGCGGCACGGGUAUCGCUGCCAUGUCCGUGAUGCGUCCGGAGCUGAUCAUGAAGUCCAUCAUUCCUGUGGUCAUGGCGGGAAUCAUCGCUAUAUACGGGCUGGUGGUGGCCGUCCUCAUCGCCAACAGCAUCUCAGACAAGAUCACCCUGUACAAGAGUUUCUUGCAUCUGGGCGCCGGUCUGAGCGUGGGUCUGAGCGGGCUGGCGGCCGGGUUCGCCAUCGGCAUCGUGGGAGACGCGGGCGUCCGUGGCACCGCCCAGCAGCCGCGUCUCUUCGUGGGCAUGAUCCUCAUCCUGAUCUUCGCCGAAGUCCUGGGUCUCUACGGCCUCAUCGUGGCCCUGAUCCUCUCAACCAAAUAAACUGGCAGUCGGCGUGCAGCGCUGCCGGGCCGCGAGGCGUGGAACAAACGAAACGCAAAAACCAAAAAAAAAAGCGAAAAAAUCGAGAUUAAACGAAAUUAGAUGCAUCGAGAGAGGUGGGGGAAUAAUCCUGCGCGUUAUAACAGGCUCUGCGUUCGGGUUUUAUCUCUGAAGGUGUACAGUUGUCCCAGUUUGAUAGUUUUGAUUUCUUGUAAAUGCGGUAUAUAGUGAUUCUGUCCUGUGUCUGUGAAUAAAAAAAGAACAUAAUAAUAAUGAUAAUAUAAUAACGCUGUAAUAGAUCUCAUUCUCUGUUUGUUUUCACACCCCUCCUGCCUAUCGAUCUGUUAGCCAAUCACGCGUUCUCUUUCGCUCCCUUCAUGUUAGAGAGGGAAACACACGAACGCCUCCGGUUCCUGUCUCUUCCUGUCACGUGAUUUGGGAGUCGGUGUCAAAGAAGUGUUUGUGAAGUGGAAAAAAAAAACAACAAAAAAAAAACCGCACUGACGAAUCUGUAUGUGGAAUGGAGUAGCUUUUGUUAACGUCCUCUUUCGGUUUUUCCACCGAUUUUAUUUAUUGAGAAUAUUGUUCAUGAAAAUGUACUUGAAGCUCCUCGGAUCCUUUGAAUCGAUAUUUAUAUAAACGUAAAUAUAUAUAUAUAUAUAUAUAUAUAUAUAAAUAGAGAUCUAUAUAUGAGAUAUAGGUGCGCUGGCAGGGUUGCUGGCGAGUGCCGUCGUCGGGGAGUAUUUAAGCUCGGUGUGUGUAUUUCUGGUUGUUUCCUGUGUACAUCUGAUGUUUGGUUGUAUUAAAGGUGUGCGUGUGCCCCUCGACGGGUUUCACAAGUGUAAUUUCCACA
Messenger RNA from Puntigrus tetrazona (Sumatra barb), 1509 nucleotides. RefSeq names its product ATPase H+ transporting V0 subunit cb (gene atp6v0cb). Lineage: Eukaryota; Metazoa; Chordata; Actinopteri; Cypriniformes; Cyprinidae. The record is from RefSeq and is a predicted model, not a curated record. Bases 195 to 656 code for a protein of 153 amino acids. Gene Ontology annotation, molecular function: proton-transporting ATPase activity, rotational mechanism. The transcript is spliced from 3 exons. Gene Ontology annotation, cellular component: proton-transporting V-type ATPase, V0 domain. Gene Ontology annotation, biological process: proton transmembrane transport.